UCCACAUCAAAUCUCCCCCAAGAACUCCACUGCCGACCUGCUGCCGGCUCUCACAUCCCAAAGACUCGUCCGCUCAACAAGCAGUAGGGCGAACGCGGAUAAACCCAUCUUGUUUCAUCUAAAAGAUGAUCCCGAUCCAAUUGGAUGAACCCGAGAGAAACAACGUCUCCCCACAUGUUGGGUAACUUGGUGUCUUGGUUUCUUGUUGAUCACCUACAACACAGCCCUGUUCAGCGCAAUCACCGUGGCUGAGAUCCCAGGCCGGACCAUUCUUGGCCCAUUGGGACGAACCGUCGCUGUUGGUCCGCUCAUGCUUGGCAGCUGCACCUCUAUAUAAUUAGCAGUGGCCGAGCGAUGAUAGUCCCCAUCCGGCGGUGGAUUACAAGGCAGUAUGGAUGGUGGAGUUGCGAUAGUGCAGACUUUUGCAGGAUGGGACAGCGAAAAUCACGGAAUGUGACGGGUGCUGUUGACGUAGUGUAUUUGUUGGACAGAUUGCCGGGGUUCCAAUGGCCGCGUGGUCCCGUUUCUUGAUCACGUUGUCUCUGGGUCAAUCCGUCGACGGCGGAAUCUCUCUUGUCUAGAUCUAAACACAAAUGCCCUCCGUCCCGCACUUCCCCAGACCGCGUGGACGCAUGGGCUCUUGAUUUUGGAAACCCAUCUGAUAAUCAGACUCCUAGCGUCCGCCCCGAUGCGUUCCGAACUCGCUUCCGCCCUCGGUCUCUUGGCCGGCCUGCUUACGGCUGCCGAACCGGCAUCGGCUCGGCCGGACAUCUACGCUCGCUCACAACAGAUCCGACGUCAAAAUUCAGAAUGCGCUGAAGACCUAGCCGACGUCCUGGAUAAUGCGCCAACCACGUCAAUGUCAUGGGGGGCUACGGCUUGCGAUUAUACGUCUACACUCUCUGGUUUAGAACUCUCCGUCACCUAUGCCUCAUUCAGGAGUCGAAUGUCUUCUUGGUACAGCGACGAUCUCGACGACAUCACUAAGCUUGAAGCCAGCUGUACGCAGUACAGCUCUAUCUUUAAUCAGAUCCGGAACUGUUACGUGACCGGAGCCGUCCCGACCGCCGCCACAUCUACAUCAACAACAUCAUCUUCAACCGUGGUUACUACCACGAGCACUGGGUCUGGAGGCAUCACUACGGCGACUGUGACAACUACAUCGACACCUGACGGUGGAAGUGGUAUGGAUGAUGGCGCGAAAGCUGGACUUGCGAUUGGGAUCAUCCUUGCCGUUCUUCUUUUGAUGUUCAUCGGGUACAAGUUCUUCAUGAAAUAUCGUCAAAAGAAGUUAGCAGAUGCCGCAGCAAUGUCAUCGAAUGAAAACGUUGGACCGGAGAUGGGAGCUGCAGCCGCGGGAGGAGCAUUAGGUGCCGCUGCUCUGGGGAGUACCAAGUCACGACCAGAGCAAGGCGAGGUGUAUGCAUACAAAUCGGAACUGAGCGGAGAGUCGAGGCCAAUGUCCGAACUCGAUCCACGACCGAUAUCCGAGCUCGACCCAGCAGCAGCCGUUGCGGCCAGUAGGGUCACCGGCGUCCAUCGACAUGUCGCGGAGCUGGACCCUGAUCCCCCGACUCAGCUGAGUGAGCUGCCAGCUGACAACUACGACCCAACCGCCACGACGAAUUCGCCUCCCCCGGCAUAUGUCUCUCCGGUCACUGAUACGGGUACUCGAAAUACGCUCUACUCGGUGGUCUCGCCAGUGUCACCAGACUCAAGUACGAUGCGAUCGUCAGGAUUAGGCAUAUCUACAAUUUCAGAAGCAGAUGUCUCGCAGAGCACGGAUGGUAGUAGUGCAGGAGUGGUAAAUGGUGUUCCGACAACGCAAAGCGAGACAGUGCAACAGGGAUGGGGUAGAGGGUGGAUGCAAAGAGAUUGAACCAUUUGAAGGGACGCUUCUGCUCGAGACUGGAGCACGUGGCAAUGGACAUGAAGAUGAGAGCACGAAGCUCACCCACAUGUGAGCCACCAGCAUUGCAAGCGUGUUGGUGGUUCAUUCAAGGUUCGGGGUGUCCAAAGUCAACGGAUUUCUUGACAAUACUAUUUUCACGGCGGUAUAGUCAGACUGCCUAUACCUUCUGUUAGAUACCCUCCCAC
This is a messenger RNA of Colletotrichum scovillei, 2097 nucleotides long. RefSeq lists its product as uncharacterized. The record is from RefSeq and is a predicted model, not a curated record. Bases 689 to 1879 code for a protein of 396 amino acids. The transcript has a single exon. NCBI's taxonomy places the organism in Eukaryota, Fungi, Ascomycota, Sordariomycetes, Glomerellales, Glomerellaceae.